AUGGGAGUGUUUCAGCUUCCUGUAAAGCUUUGUGAUGAGCUUAACACCAUGUGUACAAGGUUUUGGUGGGGGCAGGUGGGUAAUGAGAGGAAGAUUCACUGGAAGAGUUGGGACUCACUAUCUAAACCAAAGAAGGAAGGUGGUAUGGGCUUUAGGGAUAUCCGGUGUUUUAAUUUAGCAAUGCUGGCCAAGCAAGGAUGGAGGUUACUGAAGGAAAAGGAUACUCUGCUCUACAGGUGUUUCAAAGCAAAGUACUUCCCGCGAUGUAAUUUUUUGGAGGCAGGGGACGUGAAUAAUAACUCUUAUGUGUGGAAGAGGAUUAUUGCGGCUCAACCGAUUCUGAAGAAAGGUUGUUACUGGAGGGUGGGUGAUGGUUCUGGAAUCCGGGUGCUUAAAGACAAAUGGAUUCCGAACCACCCCACAAAUAGGGUGUUGCAUCCACCAGAGGAAGAAGAAUGGGAAUGGCGUGUUUCGGAGUUAAUUGAUUGGUCACUCAAGCUAUGGGAUAGAGGCUUAAUUGAGAGGAGGUUCACCAUGAAGAUGCGGAUGCUAUACUUCGGAUUCCAUUGA
This is a messenger RNA of Quercus robur (English oak), 570 nucleotides long. RefSeq lists its product as uncharacterized. Bases 1 to 570 code for a protein of 189 amino acids. The transcript has a single exon. Lineage: Eukaryota; Viridiplantae; Streptophyta; Magnoliopsida; Fagales; Fagaceae. The record is from RefSeq and is a predicted model, not a curated record.